AGACAUGGGCUCUGCUGCGCUUGCACAUGCAAAGCUUUUGAAAUGGUUGCUGUCCGUGUCAAGUCUGGUAUGCUGUUCUGCUGAUGAGGAUGUGGACGAGCCGAACCUGAGCAGGAGUUUCUCGCUUCGCUAUGAACCUGAUCAUGGGGGUGCUGUUGGCUCUUCACAAGAUACGAGGCUACAUGUUUUCACAGUGGACUAUGACUAUGUUCAAAUUCCCUAUGAAGUUACUCUUUGGAUCCUCCUUGCCUCUCUUGCAAAAAUAGGUUUCCACCUCUAUCACCGAUUACCAAGACUCAUGCCCGAAAGUUGCAUCCUGAUUGCCAUUGGAGCGCUAGUAGGAGCAAUCAUCUUUGCUUCUGAUCACAAAUCUCCACCAGUGAUGAACACAAGUAUUUACUUCUUGUAUCUCCUUCCACCCAUUGUCCUGGAGGAGGGUUAUUUCAUGCCAACUCGUCCAUUUUUUGAAAACUUUGGGUCCAUCCUGUGGUGGUCUGUAUUGGGAUCUCUGCUAAACUCAUUUGGGAUUGGCCUCUCCCUCUACGGAGUCUGCCAGAUUGAAGCCUUCGGCCUGACUGACCUCAACCUCCUGCAGAACCUGCUGUUUGGCAGCAUGAUUUCAGCUGUGGAUCCUGCGGCAGCUCUGGUAGUGUUUGAAGAAGCGUCCGUUAAUGAGCAGCUUUACAUGAUGAUCUUCGGGGAGUCAUUGCUAAAUGAUGGCAUAACUGUGGUUUUAUAUAACAUCUUCAUCGCCUUCACCCAGAUGCACAGGUACGAAGAAAUCGAAUCCAUCGAUGUCUUUGCUGGCUUUGCGCGCUUCUUCGUGGUGGGGCUGGGUGGCGUACUGUUUGGCAUCGUCUUUGGAUUUGUUUCAGCGCUCAUGACUCGUUUCACCCACAACGUUUCUGCUAUCGAACCCCUGCUGGUCUUCAUGUUCAGCUACCUGUCAUACUUGUCUGCUGAAACCCUUUACAUCUCAGGCAUUUUGGCGAUGACAGCAUGUGCAGUGACGAUGAAAAAAUACGUGGAGGAGAAUGUUUCCCAGAAUUCCUAUACUACAAUAAAAUAUUUCAUGAAGAUGUUGAGCAGCGUCAGCGAGACCCUGAUUUUCAUGUUCAUGGGAGUGUCUACAGUGGGGAAAAACCACGAGUGGAACUGGGCCUUCAUUUGCUUCACUCUGCUCUUCUGCCUCAUUUGGCGGACACUGAGUGUAUUUGCUCUUUUCUACAUCAGUAACAAGUUCCGAACAUAUCCCUUCACCUUCAAAGACCGACUCAUUAUUUCCUACAGUGGCCUUCGAGGAGCCAGCAGCUUCUCUCUUGCAUUCUUACUUCCAGUGAAUCUCUUCCCAAGAAAAAAAUUGUUCAUUACUGCUACUCUCGUAGUUAUAUAUUUCACUGUGUUCAUCCAAGGAAUCACAAUUGGACCAUUGGUCAGAUAUCUAGAUGUUAAAAAGACCAACAAAAAGGAGUCUAUCAAUGAAGAAAUUCAUAUGCGAUUGAUGGACCACUUGAAGGCUGGUAUUGAAGACAUAUGUGGACAUUGGAGUCAUUAUCAGCUGAGAGAUAAAUUUAAGAAGUUUGACAAUAAGUAUUUGAAGAAAAUCUUAAUUCGGGAACACCAGCCCAAAUCCAGCAUUGUAUCACUAUACAAAAAGAUGGAGAUAAAACUGGCCAUCGAGAUGGCUGAGAGUGGCAUGAAAAUUUCAAAAUCAUCCACAGCUGCUUCACAGAGCGGUAGAAAUCGGCAUGUGCAUAGGCUCUCCCCCGCAGAGGUGGAGUCCAUGAGAGAUGUCCUGGCACAUAAUCUAUAUCAAGUGCGACACAGG
Messenger RNA from Balearica regulorum gibbericeps (East African grey crowned-crane), 1828 nucleotides. Lineage: Eukaryota; Metazoa; Chordata; Aves; Gruiformes; Gruidae. The record is from RefSeq and is a predicted model, not a curated record.